Molecule: messenger RNA, 3735 nt
Organism: Triplophysa rosa
Lineage: Eukaryota; Metazoa; Chordata; Actinopteri; Cypriniformes; Nemacheilidae
Gene: abcg1
Product: ATP-binding cassette, sub-family G (WHITE), member 1
Exons: 15
Coding region: 252-2300 (682 amino acids)
Biological process (GO): cholesterol homeostasis
Cellular component (GO): plasma membrane
Molecular function (GO): ATP binding; ABC-type sterol transporter activity; ATP hydrolysis activity
Source: RefSeq, a predicted model, not a curated record
GUUAAAAGGAGCCAUCAGAACGAUCCAGUCCAGUCUUGAGGAUUUUUCAGGCUGUGAAUUAUCAUCAGACGCCGCCAAGAACUGAUCAGCUGCACGGCCAGUGACGUCACCCUCUAAACACCUCGCGCAGGUAGCGUGCUUGUAAACAGUCUAGAAGAGCGUGCGCGAGGAGACAGCUCAGGACCAAACAAAUGCACAAGAUCCCACUGCACUGGCUGAAGUCGGAUUGAGUCGCAGCACAUUUCAAGGGAAUGGCAUGUCUUAUGGCAGCCUUUUCAGUCAACAAUACUACAGUGACUAACUCUAUCAUAAUGAAUACAAAUGGACCUCCUGAUCUCAUGCUAGACCCUAGAAGUGUGUGCGUGUCCAUUGAUGAAGUGAUAUCAAGUCACGCUGGCAGUCAGCAGAUGCCAUUAUUACACGGACACCUGAAAAAAGUGGAAAACAACCUCACAGAAGCCCAGAGAUUCUCGUAUCUUCCCCGCAGACCAGCAGUUAACAUAGAUUUCAAAGAUCUCUCAUAUUCGGUUCCCGAGGGCCCAUGGUGGAGAAAGAAAGGUUACAAGACCCUUCUGAAAGGGAUCUCUGGGAAUUUCACCAGUGGCGCUUUGGUGGCCAUUAUGGGACCCUCAGGGGCCGGAAAGUCUACACUAAUGAACAUCCUGGCAGGAUAUAGGGAAACAGGCAUGAAGGGAGAGAUCCUCAUUAAUGGACAGCCCAGAGAUCUGCGGUCUUUCCGGAAAGUGUCCUGUUAUAUAAUGCAGGAUGACAUGUUACUGCCACACCUCACCGUACAGGAAGCAAUGAUGGUAUCAGCUAAUCUCAAACUCCAGGAAAAGGAUGAAGGCAGACGUGAAAUGGUGAGAGAAAUCCUGACGGCACUCGGCUUGUUAGAAUGUGCCAAGACCCGCACAUCUAACCUAUCCGGGGGGCAAAGAAAACGACUCGCCAUCGCUCUGGAGCUUGUCAACAACCCACCCGUCAUGUUUUUUGAUGAGCCCACAAGUGGAUUGGACAGCUCAUCAUGCUAUCAGGUGGUCUCUCUUAUGAAAGCUCUCGCUCAAGGGGGUCGGACGGUCGUAUGCACAAUUCACCAGCCCAGCGCCAAAGUGUUUGAACUCUUUGAUAAGCUUUAUGUCCUCAGUCAGGGUCAGUGUAUAUACCGGGGAAGAGUAUCAAGCCUCAUUCCUUAUCUAAGAGAACUGGGACUCAACUGCCCCACCUAUCACAACCCUGCAGACUUCAUCAUGGAGGUGGCCUCUGGUGAAUACGGUGACCAGACGGCUUGGCUCGUGAAGGCUGUGCAGGAGCAAAAGUGUGAGAAAGACUACAAGAGUGAAAUGAACAGUAACGGGGUCCAUAACCCCUUCCUGUGGCACAGACCGUCUGAUGAAGUAAAUUAUAUAAAGUCUUUAUCUUACGACUGCACGUCAUCUGAGGGUUGCCAUAGUUUUUCUGCCAGCUGCCUGACACAGUUCUGCAUCCUCUUCAAGAGAACCUUUCUAAGCAUCAUGAGGGAUUCGGUUUUGACCCACUUACGCGUCAUCUCUCAUCUUGGGAUUGGAAUACUGAUUGGUCUUUUGUACCUGGGAAUUGGAAACGAGGCCAAGAAAGUUCUUAGCAACUCUGGCUUUCUGUUCUUCUCCAUGUUGUUCCUCAUGUUUGCAGCUUUGAUGCCCACAGUUCUCACCUUUCCCCUUGAGAUGGGUGUCUUUUUAAGAGAACACCUGAAUUACUGGUACAGCCUGAAGGCGUAUUACUUAGCCAAAACAAUGGCGGAUGUCCCAUUUCAGGUUGUGUUCCCUGUGGCUUACUGCAGCAUUGUGUACUGGAUGACGUCUCAGCCGUCAGAUGCUGUUCGCUUCAUUCUUUUCCUGGCUUUAGGGACGCUCACUUCACUUGUGGCACAGUCACUCGGACUGCUGAUAGGGGCAGCAUCUACAUCAUUACAAGUAGCCACCUUUGUUGGUCCGGUGACUGCCAUUCCCGUGCUACUCUUUUCAGGCUUCUUUGUCAGUUUUGACACCAUUCCAAAAUACCUCCAGUGGAUAUCAUACAUUUCUUACGUCAGAUAUGGUUUUGAAGGAGUCAUUUUGUCCAUUUACGGGCUUGACCGUGAAGACUUGCACUGUGACAAAGAUGAGACGUGCCACUUUCAGAAAUCAGAUGCUAUUCUGAAGGAGCUAGAUGUUGAAGAUGCAAAGCUCUACCUGGACUUUAUCGUGCUGGGCAUCUUCUUUGUGUCACUUCGUCUCAUUGCCUACUUUGUCCUUCGAUACAAGAUCCGUGCUGAGAGGUAGACCAGUGAAGGAACUGAUGGACUGUCAAAACUUUCAUGCCCUUAGAGGACUAAAGGCAGAGAGAGCCAAAGCAGAAAGGGUGUGUUCCAUUGUGAAGAACAACAGCUGUGUGUGCAGGCCUUGGGUUGAACUUGAAGUACCAGUAGAUAGAUACUGAUGUUUGCAUGCUUUAAAAAGCGAACAAAGAACUUAGAUGCAACAGUUUUGGGACUCAACCGAACAUCUGUACGGACAGUCAAGGAAAACUCAAAGCGUGUGAUGGGUGACAAUUACAGGGCAGUUUUCAAUAACACUGAACCCUGUGCUAGUUUGUGACAGCUGGAAUCUUUUCUCUUGCUGAGCAUAUAGACACAGAGUUUUUUUUUGUUCCUUAUCUGUACAAUAUUUUAUCGUAAGACAACAAUUUAUUGCUUGUCUGUGGCAUUCCUUAUGCUGCUGGUAAUGGCCUUAAAGUUUAAGUAUGAGCUGGUCUCCAGAAAAUAUCUAAUGCAUACAUCAACAUAUGUAUACAUAUGUUGAGGAAUUCAAACUACAAAUGGAUUACUUAUGGCUGUCUUUCUACAAUAUGCUGAGAAAUACAUAUUUUUGUAUGUUAAAAUGCAUAUUUAUCACCUUUAAAGAUACAACAGGUUAGAUUUGGACCAUAAUUGUCUUUUUUUGGUUUAUGGUACUUGUCUGAUCAUGGCACCACAAUGUCGACAAAGGAAAGCUGGAAAAAAUAAAAUAAAAUACGAUGAGAUAAAAUAUUAAAUAAAACAAACAUGAACGUGACGAACGAUAUUUUUUUAAUAUGUAAAUGCCUGAAUUUCCUGAAUUACACAAAUGUAUACAAAAAUCAUAAAAGAUCUCACAGACACUGAUCCUUUCAUAUGGCACACACAUCACAUUAAAUUGACAUGGUCAUUGAACGCUAAGCUUUUUCCUCAUCUUUGCAGUUUUCAUGCUUUCUGGUUAAGGGGUCUUUUUUGGAUGUAAUUGCAAAGUCUAUGCAAAAGUGAAAAUGUGACAAAAAUAAAGCAGACAACGUAAAUGAUUUAUGUUUGUUAUCUGUUUUGUAUUUAAAGUCAAGAUGUGUAUAUUUACCUCCAAGCUGGGUCCCCAGAGCAUUAUUCGAUAAAUGUUGCAGGCAUAAUGUGAAUGCAAAGCUUAGUGUUAUGAGACUACUGUAUUCAAGUCUGCUAUAUGGAUGUAUAUAGCAAUGUAUAUUGAUGUAAAAUGGAUGCAAUCUGUGAAGAAUGUUGAAUAGAUAUUUUACUUCUAUUGGACAAGUAUUUCUGCUUAGAAUUCACAGCAUAUUAUUGUUUUUUUUAACGAAUAUAAGUUGUAUAUUAUUUUUCAUAUUUAUUAAAUCUGCUAUUUAACUCUUGCGCUUACAGAAUAAACCAUAUAAUCAAAAUGAUAAAGAUUGUCAUAGAGUCUAUUUUAAAGUAGAACC